CCUGCGCGGCGAGCCCGGCCGCAGUUCCCCGCCGGAGGGGAGGUGCACGGAGACUGAGGUGCACGGCAGAGCGCGAUGGCCUCGUGGGGCGAGCGGCUGGAGGGCGUGCGCGGGGUGCUGCUCGACAUCUCGGGCGUGCUGUACGAUGGCAGUGAGGACGGCGGCGUGCCGAUCCCUGGCUCCGUGGAGGCGGUAGCGAGACUGAAGCGGUCACAGCUGAAGGUGAGGUUCUGCACCAACGACUCGCAGAAGUCCCGGGGAGACCUGGUGGGGCUGCUUCGGCGCCACGGCUUCGACAUCUCCGAGGGCGAGGUGACUGCCCCCGCCCCAGCUGCCUCUCUGAUCCUGAAGGAGCGAGGCCUUCGGCCACACCUGCUUAUCCACGAUGGAGUCCGCUCAGAAUUUGAUCAGAUUGACACCUCCAACCCCAACUGCGUGGUCAUUGCAGAUGCUGGAGAAAGCUUUUCUUACCAAAACAUGAAUAAGGCUUUCCGGGUGCUCAUGGAGCUGGAAAGUCCUGUGCUCAUCUCUCUGGGAAAAGGACGCUACUACAAGGAGACCUCGGGCCUGAUGCUGGACGUUGGUGCCUACAUGAAGGCGCUCGAGUACGCCUGUGGAAUCGAGGCUGAAGUGGUGGGGAAACCUUCUCCUGAGUAUUUCCAGUCGGCCCUGAAGGAGAUGGGGGUGGAAGCCCACGAGGCCAUCAUGAUUGGAGACGAUAUCGUGGGAGAUGUUGGCGGUGCCCAGCGGUGCGGAAUGAGGGCCCUGCAGGUGCGGACGGGAAAGUUCAGUCCUCUGUCCCCCUGUGCUGUCCCCCCUGCGGUUGCUGGAGCUGGCGGAUGUCUCCCAGGGCCCACCGCUAACCAGGAGCUGACCCAGACGCCUCUCAGUCUGGCCGGAGGUCGACUGGUACAUCAGUAACCCCCAGAGGCAGGAUAUGUCCUGCGUGGCCCAGUGAUGAGCGGCAUCCAGACGUGAAGGCUGAUGGAUACGUGGACAACCUGGCAGAGGCCGUGGACCUGCUUCUGCAGCACACGGACAAGUGACGAGCCUCGUCGGGCGGCCCCCCUGGUGCCACCCCUCCCCUGGGCCCGGGCCCCAGGGUGCAGGCCAGGCUUGCUUCCCCCAACCUCCCAUGGAGCUGUUCCUCCGGGGAUGGCCUGCUGCCCGCCCCCACACCCCCACCCGGUGAAGUCAGACAGUGGGACAGACCCGUCUGGGCGUCUCCAAACAAGGAGAACCCUUGUCUCUGGGAACGCUCUCUUGCCGCACCCAGUCCUAUGAGUGUCCCAGCUGACUGGCCUGAGGGACCUUGACUCCUUGGCCCUCUGUCACACGUUCUGUGCAUUUGACGGAGGGGCCUGGAGAAGGCGGGGGCUUCCUGCACCUUCCAUGCAGCCUGGGGCUGAAGCAGCCUCCCUGGGAUGGCCCAGCAUCCCCAGCUGGCCUCCUUGCCCCUACCCGGAGUCCGAGUGGCCCCUUGGCACCCCUUCCCCCUCCUACCCCAAAAGGCACCUUGGAGCCCGAGGCUGGGCAGCUCCGCGGGGACCCUGAAGACCGCCAUCCUACAAUCAAGAACUAUAACCUCGUGGGUCAAGGCUGUGGGCCCAGAGGGUGGUCCAGGGCCCUAACUCGGUAGACGUGAAUGUGUCUUGCCCAGCAUCUGCCGGGGCAGCUACUGGUUAAAUAAACUGUCCUGACCC
Molecule: messenger RNA, 1703 nt
Organism: Lutra lutra (Eurasian river otter)
Lineage: Eukaryota; Metazoa; Chordata; Mammalia; Carnivora; Mustelidae
Gene: LHPP
Product: phospholysine phosphohistidine inorganic pyrophosphate phosphatase
Exons: 8
Coding region: 76-921 (281 amino acids)
Biological process (GO): dephosphorylation
Cellular component (GO): cytosol
Molecular function (GO): phosphatase activity; inorganic diphosphate phosphatase activity
Source: RefSeq, a predicted model, not a curated record